AUGACUACAAGAGACAGGCAAAAAAUGCAUGAGCAAACUGGUUGCUUUGAUCCCAACACAAUGGGAGAAAGUGUACCCUCUCUAAUGGAUAACUUCCCUCAAACUCUCCCAGACCCUCUAACUCCAUCACCCAUGGUUGUAGGCAGCACGACAAACACCAAUAAUAGCCUUGAAGAGAAUCUCAGGCUUUCUGUGGAGGAGCUCUCCUAUAAUCAUCACAAUUCACAACACCAAGAAGAUGUCUCCACCUAUGCAAGUGGAGUCACUGCAACAUCUAUUGACUUCCCCCAUUCACAACAUCUAGGUUUGAACAUGGGGAACUCCUACAUCGACCACACCAACAACAUGGAUAACCAUUUGGUGCAAGAGGUCAUUGAUGCCCUUCCGUAUCAGCAAUCCAUUUGGGACCCUACUACUGUUCAGGAAUUACAAGACAUGACCUAUGCCAAUCAAAUUGAACAACAACAACAGCAAAAUGAACAACAAUUUCAGCAAAUAGACACUCAAAACUGCAGCCAAAGCUACAACCCCUCUUCCAUACUAGACCCUCCUUACCCUUCAACCGAUCUCCUCAACCUUCUCCACUUACCAAGAUGCACAGCCUCAUCUUUACAUACCAAUCCCACCAUUUGCCUGACAAACCCAACUCAGAACACACCAAACUUUCAUAAUCCAUUGGCCUUUCUUGGAGACAUUCCAAUAGGGUCAGACAACACAAGUGCAUCCUCAGUUUUGUAUGAUCCUCUAUUCCAUCUGAACCUUCCUCCACAGCCUCCAGCCCUUAGAGAGCUGUUUCAGUCUCUCCCCCGAGGCUACAGCUUGCCAACCAACUCAAGGAAUGGUUCACUCUUUGGAGGCGAUGACAUAGAGGGAGAUGGGAGCCAGCUUGACAUGGGAGUGCUGGAAUUCAACAGGGUAACACCCUCUGUUGUUGGCAAGAGAAGAGGAGGAAAAGUUACCAAACAUUAUCCAACUGAGAAACAAAGAAGAGAACAACUUAAUGGAAAAUACAAAAUCUUGAGGGAUCUCAUCCCAAACCCCUCCAAGAUUGAUAGAGCAUCUGUGGUGGGCGAUGCCAUUGACUACAUAAGAGAGCUUAUUAGAACAGUUAAUGAACUCAAACUAUUGGUAGAGAAGAAAAGGUAUGGGAAAGAGAGAUGCAAGAGACCAAAAACAGAACAAGAUGCUGCUGAGAGCUGUAACAUAAAACCAUUUGGUGAUGCAGAUGGGGGCAUAAGGACCUCAUGGCUCCAGAGAAAAUUCAAAGACAGUGAGGUUGAUGUCAGAAUAAUAGAUGAUGAGGUCACAAUCAAACUCUUUCAGAGAAAGAAAAUCCACUGCCUGCUGUUUGUCUCCAAGAUUCUGGAUGAACUUCAGUUGGAGGUUCAUCACGUUGCAGGAGGACAUGUUGGUGAAUAUUGCAGUUUCUUGUUUAGUAGCAAGAUAAUGGAAGGUUCUUCUGUCUAUGCAAGUGCCAUAGCCAACAGGGUCAUUGAUGUUUUGGACGGUCAAUACUCAACCACAGAACAACUAUUAAAAUAG
Messenger RNA from Sphenostylis stenocarpa, 1542 nucleotides. The record is from the annotation of a GenBank genome assembly. Lineage: Eukaryota; Viridiplantae; Streptophyta; Magnoliopsida; Fabales; Fabaceae.